AUGGCUCAGAUCGACCUUUCCACCGUCGUGCUUGAACUCACAGCAGUGAACAGUGAUGCAAUUACUUCUUUCAGACACCCUGAUAACGAGGCUUUCCUCGUACCUGUCGAGCCCUCCGACCAAGAGCCGGUACAUCGUCGAGCUCGCGAAGGAACCCCUUUGGCCAACAGCCAAUCAGUCCGUGCAUUCCUACGUACAGACUGUUACCCUUAUGAUCCUCUACUCGGUUGGGUGUUCGGACGUAAGGACGAGGAAGAGGAGUGUGACUUCUUUCUCGGUACAAAAGAGCAAGGUGUAAGCCGAAAACAUUUCCGCAUCGACCACAACUGGAAAGCAAUGACUCUGAUUCUUACGAACAUGUCUGGUCAUGGCACUAAGUGGGCAAGUCCAGAUGCUAGGAACAGUGACAGGGUCAUGACAUCUAGAGCUAUUCUUCCGGGUGAACAGUACUCCAUAUCUGCUGGGGCUGUUGAAUUGAUUCUCCAGAUCCCAGCUCGAGGCGAGGAUGAGCAAGCCAAUUUUGACAGCAACAUAGGCCGCCUACGAUUGGAGGUCGAAGAGGCAACACCGACAAUGAACGGCCUAAAGAUCGAGCCCCCAGGCCCAAUCACUCCCUUGGUUGUUGGACGACAGCGCAGGUUUGUCCUACAAAACGUCAUAGGAAGUGGAGCGAUGGCACUGGUGUACAAGGCCGUCGAUUUCGAGACGGGGGAUGUAUAUGCAGCCAAAGCGUACAAGUUGGCCGAGAACACCGACCUUCACUUGUUGUCUAUGCUGAACGAGAUCAAAAUUCUCCAGAAGUUGGAGCACAGAAAUAUCAUCGAGUAUAUAGACCUCUUCAAGGACCCAGAUCCUAUCUUGGUGAUGGAGAUGGCAGUCAAAAGCCUGGCCGAACAUAAGAUAACGCGUGUGAACGACUGCGUAGCGCUUCUGAAAGACUGUCUGGCCGGUUUGACAUAUCUACACAAAGAAAAGAUCAUACAUCGCGACGUCAAACCUGCCAAUAUCUUACUCACCAAUGAAAAUCCCACGCAAUGGAAGCUAUCUGACUUCGGUCUGUCUAAGAUUGCUGAGAUCACCACGACAUUCUGCGGCUCCCCCUCAUAUCUGGCUCCAGAGAUUGGCGGUCUGGAAUACAGCGCAUACACCGCGACCGUUGACAUAUGGGCCUUGGGAAUAGUUGGGUUGGAAUACACUUGCGGAAUACCGCCAGGAAAGGCGAAACUCCUCCAAGACAGGACCAAACGUGGGCCAUGGAAUGAUGCAGUGAUCCGACAAAUACCACUCAGCUCUCUUGCGCGAUACCUGCGGCUGAUGUUGGAACCUGUUCCAGCCAAACGUCCCUCCGCAGCCACAAUGGCCGACAUGCUCGAAUCCUGGGCCGACUCCAGUGGAGAGGUUCUGAGAAAUGCAAGUCAGCACGAAGAAGGUCCUGCAACCAAAAGAUUACGCUUUAAAGCGACGAUGCCAUGA
Messenger RNA from Fonsecaea erecta, 1473 nucleotides. RefSeq lists its product as hypothetical. Bases 1 to 1473 code for a protein of 490 amino acids. Lineage: Eukaryota; Fungi; Ascomycota; Eurotiomycetes; Chaetothyriales; Herpotrichiellaceae. The record is from RefSeq and is a predicted model, not a curated record. The transcript is spliced from 2 exons. Gene Ontology annotation, biological process: protein phosphorylation. Gene Ontology annotation, cellular component: cytoplasm. Gene Ontology annotation, molecular function: ATP binding; protein serine/threonine kinase activity; protein binding.